This is a messenger RNA of Suillus subaureus, 480 nucleotides long. Its product is annotated as toxophallin. The transcript has a single exon. NCBI's taxonomy places the organism in Eukaryota, Fungi, Basidiomycota, Agaricomycetes, Boletales, Suillaceae. The annotation marks the transcript as partial. The record is from RefSeq and is a predicted model, not a curated record.
GUCUUUAACCUUUUUGACUAUCCACCUCUUCACAAGGAUGAUAUCUCUCUCAAGAUGAAGGUCAAGCUGUUCUAUUUUUUAUGCAGCAGGAACAACAAUGCCCUAUACUCUUAUAGUGGUGUCACAGUGUGGUGGAAUAUGAUGCCUCCAAGUGAUUCUUUCAAGGCUGAUCAGGUGAUCCAAGACAUCAUUAACUUGAAUUCAUACAUUACUGUAGGUAUGAAGGCAAUCAUGGAUGAUGUCAUUGGUCCCUUUGCAACACUCCUACUUGACGAUUUGAAGACUGGAGGGUCAGAAGGUUGGCAAUAUAUGAAAAACUUCGACCAGCACUCAACUCACACUUAUAUGCAGUUCAAGUAUAUAUCAAGCCCAAGCCUUGGUCUACCCAACAAGUCUCUCUUGACAGAUGUUGUUGACUGGUGUGAAACUUCAAUAAAUCCACCAGCUGGUAUGAUCGUGUGCUCUCUGAGACCAUUUUAG